AUGACAGCCAGCGCUUGUCCUUAUCUCUUCACAAAGCCAUUACUUGACAAGCUCAGUCCCGACAUCUUCACCAUCGUCUGCUGCAACGACAGCUUCCAGCUUGCCCUCGAUCACAGCACCAUCAAGACCCUCCUUCGAGUGUGCAAACGUGCCCAACCCCUCCUGAGCUCCAAGGUGCCUCGCUUCUACACCUGGUGCCAGAGUAUGGAGCUACUCAAUCCAGACGGACAGAUGCGAAUCGGCCUCACUCCGAGCGACCUGAUCGCCAUAUCGCUGCACUGGGAUCAACAAGCCACAGCCGACCGAUCAUGGCUUGAAGAUCAAGCCGACCAGGGCAAUAUCGACUCCCAAACAGACGAUGACGAUGAGCCCGAAGAGAAUACCAAUCAUCAGCAAGUCUUCAGCCUACUCGAAGCAACAGCCAACGCAAGACAUACCAUGGUACACUUCCACCUGGCCGAGUGUUAUAGCAAAGGUGUUGGGGUCGACCAAGACCACACCAAGGCUGUCGAGCUGUAUCGCAGUCUUGCAGAUCACGGAAUCCCUCAGGCCCAAGUUGCCCUCGGACGAUGCUAUGAGAAUGGCGAUGGUGUCGACCAAGACUACGAGACUGCCAUUGAGUGGUACUCAAAGGCUCCCGACCAGGGCAGCGAAGAUGGUCGACUCCAUAUCGUGUUCCUCCGUGGCUGGUUCUCGUUCAUCGGCCAUGGUGUCAAACAGAGCGACGCUGAUGCUUUCAAUCACUGGCAUGAAGUCAGCAACCUGUCCGCCGACCCGAUUAUCAAGUCCAUCGCCACCCACAUGGUCGGGUGGAUGCACUAUCUCGGCCGGGGCACCGUGCGAGACGAACAGAAAGGUGUCAAGAUCAUCCGCGAUAACCAAUCAGAUGGGUUCAAGCUCGGAGAGGACGAGUGUCUGGCAGGAUUUCUGAACGAUAUUUUGUCCGACUCACCCGCACCACGCAAGUUCUUCAAUCUCUGCCAGCUGGGAUCGGAUCGGGACUGGCUGUGCGAGCAUCUUAUGGGUGUAUGCAUGGCCAAUGGAUUCGGGACCACAAAGGACCGGAAGAAGGCCGCUGCCAUCUUCGAACAACUCGCCGCCGACGGCCACAGCGACAGCCAAUAUUGGAUCGGACCUUCUCAUUCCCCCUCGCCUUCUGUCAAUCUGCCUUCCAUUGACAUCGCCUGUCCUGAGACUCUGCAAUGUCAGGAGCGAUAUGGACUGGAGAGAAACAGGCAAUGCCUGCUGGACAAUGAAUACGACACCAUUGACUCGGUAUGUGCUUCUGAUAUGAGGAUGUGGUUGGCCAUGCGCUGA
This is a messenger RNA of Polychytrium aggregatum, 1317 nucleotides long. RefSeq lists its product as uncharacterized. The record is from RefSeq and is a predicted model, not a curated record. Gene Ontology annotation, molecular function: protein binding. NCBI's taxonomy places the organism in Eukaryota, Fungi, Chytridiomycota, Chytridiomycetes, Polychytriales. The coding region runs from base 1 to 1317 and encodes 438 amino acids. The transcript is spliced from 4 exons.